AUAUAUCCAAAAGAUUUGAAAGUAAGGACUUGAAGAAAUAUUUGUACACCUAUGUUCAUAGCAGCAUUAUUCACAAAAGCCCAAAGGUGGAAGCAGCCCAAGCAUCCAUCAGUGGAAGAAUGGAUAAACAAAGUGUUAUAUCCAUACAAUAGAAUAUUAUUUAGCUUUAAAAAGGAAAUAAAUUCUGACAUGUGCUACAACAUGAAUGAACCUUGAAGACAUUAUGCUAAGUGAAAUUAGCCAGACACAAAAGGACAGAUACUGUAUGAUUCCACUUAUAUGAGAUACCUAAAACAGUCAAAUUCAUACAAACAUGAAGUAGAAUGGUGCUUGCCAGGGCCUAGGGGGAGAAGGAAAUAUUUAAUGGGGACAGAGUUUAUUUUGCAAGAUGAAAAAAAUUUCUAGAGUUGGAUGGUGAUGAUGGUUGUGCAACAAUGUGAACGUAGUUAAUGCUUCUGAACUGUGUACUUGAAAAUUGUUAAGAUGGUAAAUUUUAUGUUAUAUGUAUUUUACCACAAUUUUUUAAAAUUUAAAAACACAAUACCAAAAAAAAACACAUAUGCUGUAUGAUUCCAUUUAUUUAAAGUACAAAAUUGAAUCUGUGGUGUUAGAGGUCAGAAUAAUGGUUACCCUUGGAAGAGGAGAGAGACAUGAAGAAGCUUCAGGGGUCCUGCUUGUGUUCUACUUUUUGAUCUGGGUCUUAUAACAUGGGCUAUUUGCAGUCUGUGAAAUUCUUUGAGCUAUACAUUUGUGAUUUUUACACUUUUCUAUGUGAAUGUUAUACUUCCAAAAGAUUCCAGAAAUGUAGAUCAUGAAUGUGACACCAAACUGCGCAGAAUCAGAAGCUCAGAGCAUGGGAUCUAGGGACCCUGCAUUUAAAAAAUCUCCCUUCCAAGUUUUUCUUAAGAACAUUAGAUAUUGCAAAUCUUGCAAAGGAAGAGAAUUAGAUAAAUAUUUUUCUAAUGCCCAAAAAUUCUUCAGUUGUGCCCUAGCAAUAAAUAUUCCUUAGAGAAGAAAUUCUUGAUAUCCUUAGGUCAUUUACUUUCUUCUGCUAGGAAAAUCCAUGUCACCUGCUGAGAAAGAGAACUAAGAAUAAUUAACAGCAUAGAAAAAUCUGUAGUUUAAUAUAUUAUACUUAAAAUAUGAUUUCUUCUAAUUUGUCAGAUAUACUGUAAUUUAGGAAUAUUUUAUUGAGGCCCUCUGAAAAAUGGCAGGUGCUAGGACCUAGUGGAAUUCAGGCAACUUCAGUAGGAGGUAAAGCAUCACACCCCAGGGUGUGGUACAGUGCAGGCAGGUACAGAAAAGCCAGUUCUUCCACAUGUAAGCUACUUAGACUCCAUUUCAUCUCUCAUACCACCUCCAAGAUUUCAGCAGCUUUUAUCCUUGCUGGGUAAACCAAAAGCAUGUUUCUUGCAAAGGCUAUAUUGGAAGGAGCAAAUCAAGGUCUUGGACAAGCCCUUGGAGGCCUUCUUGGAGGAGGUGAUCAGAGAAGAGGAGGAGGGAAUAUUGGAGGGAUAGUUGGAGGAAUUGUGAACUUUAUCAGUGAAGCUGCGGCUGCUCAGUAUACCCCAGAACCACCACCUACUCAGCAACAUUUCACCAACGUGGAGGCCAAUGAAAGUGAGGAAGUUAGGAGUUUUCGGCAACAGUUUGCUCAGCUGGCUGGACCAGACAUGGAGGUGGGUGCCACUGACCUAAUGAAUAUUCUCAACAAAGUCCUUUCUAAGCACAAGGAUCUGAAGUCUGAUGGCUUUAGUCUUGACACCUGCCGGAGCAUUGUAUCUAUCAUGGACAGUGACACGACUGGGAAGCUGGGCUUUGAAGAAUUUAAGUAUCUCUGGAACAACAUCAAGAAAUGGCAGUGUGUUUACAAGCAGUAUGACAGGGACCAAUCUGGAUUUUUGGGAAGUUCUCAGCUUUGGGGGGCUCUGCAGGAAGCAGGCUUCCAACUAAAUGAGCAACUUUACCAAAUGAUUGUCCGCCGAUACGCCGAGGAGGAUGGAAGUAUGGACUUUAACAACUUCAUCAGCUGCCUGGUUCGCCUGGAUGCCAUGUUCCGUGCCUUCAAAUCCCUGGAUAGAGAUGCAGAUGGCCUGAUUCAGGUUUCUGUCCAAGAGUGGCUGCAGAUGACCAUGUAUUCCUGAAGUGGGCAUUAAGUCAGGACCCUCCCUGGAGGAUAGGACUGCUAGAAGCCUAGCCAUUCUUUCUGCAUGGUUGCAGAUACCCCAUCUGGAGCUGUCAUUUUUUGCCGAGUUCUUGCACAACAGGACCUAUUUCUGAACUUGCGUUGCCCUUUAUUGCUUAAUUAAAACAGAUUUUUCAUGAAAAAUAUUCUGAGUGGUUUGUAUGUUGGUUUUUUGAGAUUUGGAAUUUAUAUGGACCUAUAUAUUUGAUGGGGAGGCAAGCAGAGCAGGCUCUCAUGGAGUACAUUUUAAGAGUACAUUGCUUGUUUGGUGGAUUAAUUCCAAAAAGCAGGGAAUUUGUUGUUGUUACUGUUAAGAAUGAGAUUUGGAAAAAAAUCCUGGGAUAAAUCAAGAAAGCUCUCAAGAGACAUAUAUUUUUCCUUCAAAAAGGUGAGGAGGUGGGAAAUUCAAAAUCUGUCUUUCUCUUAAUUCAUGUCUGGUCUUCCCAUUACAUUAAAAAUACGCUUUCCUGGAAACAUAUUUAACUGUACAGAAACAGGCUCAGAAAUGUGAAAUUAAGCAGUUUUAUAUAAGGUAGUUUUUUUUUUAAUGGUGGAGCAGCUAUCUAAAAUCUAGAAUUCUUUAGUCUUAUUUUUUCAGUAAAAUAAACAUGUAAAAGUUUUGUUUUGAUAUAUUUAUGGAGGACAAGAGUGUUGAGGAAUGAAAGGGUAUACUCAUAGUUGAAAUGUCACUGAUUGCCUUAAUGAAUCAAAAUGAUCCCUCUUACAUGUACUUCACACACCAAAUCAGGUAUGCCCAGCUGAUGUUAGCCAGCUCUUGUCAUGUCUUGCCCUGCCUCCUAGCAAGGAAUAUUCUUUCAUUUGUUUGAAAACCGCAGACAGGGAAAAAAGUGAACAAAGAGAAAAAAAAAGAACAUAUACGCAAAUCAUAUGUGUACAUAAAUGUACACUUAUAUAAAUCAUUAUGUGUAUAUACAUGUUGCUGAGUCUUUAUUGCAGUGUUUCUCAGCCCUGACUGCAACUAGAAUCACUGGGAGAGCUCUUAAGGAAUAGUGAUAGCUGAGUCCCACUCCACACAAGUUAAAGAAAAAGGUUUAGAGGUGGGGCUCAAAGAUGAGUAUUUUUAAAGCUCCCCAGCUUUAAAUGAUUCUGAUGAGCAACCAAGGUUGUCUGACAGUGCUUUAAGGUUAGGCUGUUUUACUGUAUUUUUCAUAGCAGCCUCAGUUGAAAACUGAGGCCCCGCAGAAGUCAGUGUUGCCAGUGUCCAAAAGAAUGAAGAUAGGAGUAUGGAGAAACUGCCACCCAAAAAGCGGAGGCCUUCCUUGUGAAUGCCCGUUGGUUUGGCUUUUUCUUUUUUCAAAUAUUUAUUUGGCUAUGCCGGGUCUUAGUUGUGGCACACGGGAUCUUCAUUGCAGCAUGUGUCUAGUUCUCUGAGCAGGGAUCGAACCCGAGCACCCUGCAUUGGGAGCAUGGAGCCUUAACAUCUGGACCACCAGGGAAGUCCCUGGCUUUCUUCAUUUUGAUUCAGGUGUUGAUAGCAGGAUAAACCAGAAUCUGGAAUCCCCUGGCCAGUGGACUCAGCUAGAGAGGGCUCAUUUGCAAGUGCUCUGUUCAUCUACCUGCUAUAUAAUUGAUUUCUACCCCUCCUGUUUCGCUGGUUUUUAAUUCAUUCCCUAUCUCCUACUGUACUUUGGAAGAUCAUCCUAAAUUCAAAGAUAAAUCCUUCCUUUCUGACUCAUUUGGAGGAAAAUUGUAACUCUUAAAAUGAUGUAAUUGGCCUAUUAACAGACUCAGCUGCCUGUUAGAAAUCCCCAUUGAAAUUGAGAGAGGUUGGCAUUUGGCCUCUGUGUACACCAUCAUCACCGUCAUAUAAUAUUUAUUGAAUACCACAUAUGUGUGAUUCUGAGUUGAGCCAAGCACAGAGAUCAUGUCCACUUUCCUCAAGAGAGUUGUAAUUUAAGCUUGGUCUGGGGAGCUACUUAAACCAGGUGUGGUUAUAUAAGAGUGAGGCUGCUGCCAGAAACCACACAUUAAUAUCAGGAUCCCUAUUUUAGAAUAAAGCCACUAAUAUGUUAGGCAUGGAUGUAGUAAUGUAGCCAGGAAAGGGGAGAGCUGCCAAGGUGCCUUUUAAGGUCUAAGAAUAUUAAGUUUAUAAUUUAACCUUUCCACGUGAUGGCUGGGGAAAAGAAAAUGUAGGCCCACUUUUCUCCCCUCACUUCGUUCUAAAUGUUUUAUGAAAGUUAAGACAAUUAUCUCACACUAGGAGUGGCACUGAGUAUUUCUCUUCCUCUUCAUGUUAAAGGAUUACUACUUUUAUGAUUCUCUUUCUGCAUUCCAGGGCAAAACAUUCUGAUAUUACUCAAGUUUCUCUUUUAUUCUCUUAUGAAUUUGUAUAAAACUUGUAUAGAUGACCCAAGGCACUAGAGUUGACCCCAGAAAAUUUAGUUCAAAGUCUGGAUUUUUCUAAGUAACCCAACCUUUGGCAUUGUGUCAAACCAAUAUCUUAAGAAGUGAUUGGAUUUCUUAGUUUCCAUUCAAUUUUUUUUUAAGUUGAUGUUUUAAAGGCAGAUUUUCAAUAUAAAAGGAAGAGUUUACCUAAUACUUUUAAAAAAAUUUUGCCUUUCCUACUUGGAAAACUACUGAUAGCCUAAGAUGAAGGACUUUGAUUUAUAUAACUCUAUAAUUUAAAAAUUUUUAAGAGCAAUGCAAUCAAUGUAGUAAGGAGAAAAUAAUAAUGAUUUGUUUAAAUGUGACAUUAUACAUUUACACUUUUAAAUUGCAAAGUAUCCCAUAUGAUUUUGGAAUACACUUAAUCUUGAUACAAUCCACUGAAUUCGAUAACCUGUAGUAGCAGGAAAAAGAACUGUGUGUUCUGUACCUAAACACAGCAAAUGUUCAAAAACAUUCAAAAUUUGUAUAUCAUCUCAAAGUUCACUUUAAAAAUAUUUUUUGAGUAAUAGUGCAUGUGUUUUUUAAAGUUGACUUAUGGGACUUCCCUGGUGGUCCAGUGGCUAAGACUCCAAGCUCCCAGUGCAAGGGGCCCGGGUUCUAUCCUUGGUCAGGAAACUAGUCAGAGCUGAGUUCAAAUGCGGCAAGUAAGACCUGACGCAGCCAAAUAAAUAAAUUAAAAAAAAAAAAAAAAAA
This is a messenger RNA of Bubalus bubalis (water buffalo), 5287 nucleotides long. RefSeq names its product calpain small subunit 2 (gene CAPNS2). The transcript has a single exon. Gene Ontology annotation, molecular function: calcium ion binding. Lineage: Eukaryota; Metazoa; Chordata; Mammalia; Artiodactyla; Bovidae. The record is from RefSeq and is a predicted model, not a curated record. The coding region runs from base 1404 to 2144 and encodes 246 amino acids.